Messenger RNA from Momordica charantia (bitter melon), 3099 nucleotides. RefSeq names its product DNAse I-like superfamily protein. Lineage: Eukaryota; Viridiplantae; Streptophyta; Magnoliopsida; Cucurbitales; Cucurbitaceae. Gene Ontology annotation, molecular function: 3'-5'-RNA exonuclease activity. The record is from RefSeq and is a predicted model, not a curated record.
UUGAUCGAAUCGGAAUGCUUAAAGCGAAAGAAGCCUCAUUCAGUCUUCCCAUUCUCUCCCGCCAGUCAAUGAGGCGCGCUGCCACUCCUCCUCCGCUUCAGCAACUGUCCGCCGCCGUCGCCACCGCCGCCUCCGCCGAGACAUCCGCUGCCAUGUCUUCUCGACCUCCCUACCGAGGUGGCCGGUACGAUCGCCGGGGAGGCUUCUCGUCCGAACGUCCAUACUCCGGCGGUAAAGGUCAAUUCGUCAGUGGUGAUUCUCAUUACCAGUCUGUUCGGGAGUCCAACCUAGGGUUCCGGCAAGGAGAGUGGGGAAGCUUUGCGAACAAUGCGGGAUCUUAUACUGCACCUCAAAACCCUAGGCCUCCGUAUUAUAGUGGAUAUCAUCAAUUCCGACAAGCUUCACCUCACAUUCAGUGGCACCAGUAUCGGGGACCUCAUCCUCAUACUCACAAUCAGCAGCCAUCGUCAUUUAAUCAGAAUCAAGGUGUUCGUACGCCGCAGAAAUUUCGACCUCGGCCUCCGAAGCCGCCAGAUUAUCGCCAUUGGGAUUAUGCGAAGACAUCGCAUCCUUCUACGUGCGAGAGGUUUACAAUUCUUUCAUACAACAUCUUAGCUGAUUACCUUGCCAUGGACCACAAGCAAAAGCUCUACCAUCAUAUCCCUCAUUACAUGUUGGACUGGGAGUGGAGAAAAAAGAAUUUAUUAUUUGAGCUUGGAUUGUGGUCUACUGACAUAAUGUGCUUUCAGGAGGUUGAUAGAUUCCACGAAUUAGAGGAGGCACUGAAAAUUCGUGGGUUCAAUGGAAUUUGGAAGAUGCGUACGGGAAUUCCAGUUGAUGGCUGUGCAAUAUUUUGGCGAGUGUCUAGGUUCAAGCUUCUGCAUGAGGAGUGUAUUGAGUUCAAUAAGCUUGGACUUCGGGACAAUGUUGCCCAGAUAUGUGUUCUUGAGCAGAGGAGUCAAGAUAACGCUGACAAUUCAGAUGCUCCACCGAUUAGCACAUCAAAUUUCAAUAAGGUUGUUAUAUGUAAUAUACAUGUGCUCUACAACCCUAAAAGAGGAGAAAUUAAACUUGGCCAGGUCAGGAUUCUCUUAGAGAAGGCUCACGCUAUUUCAAAAAUCUGGAACAAUGCUCCAAUUGUUCUCUGCGGGGAUUUUAACUGUACACCAAAGAGUGCGCUGUACAACUUUAUUUCAGAACAGAAGUUAGAAUUGUCCGGACUGGACAGAGACAAGGUAUCAGGACAAUCUUCAGCUGAGAUUCAUCAACCUUCAUCACUCUAUCGUAAUCCUCGGCCUCAGACUGCCAGUGGUUCAGUCCCUCUCCAACUGAGGUCAGAUUCCAGAGAUAUUGAAAGGAAGCCAGAUAGUUUUCUAUCUGACAUGAAGAAUCAAGAUUACCCACAUAGCCGCAUGGAAAAUGAGAAUCUUCCAUCGGUGAACCAGUCUUUACCCCCUGAUAGUUCUGACAGUGUCCUUAGUGUUUCUAAUAAUUCUUGCAAUGAUCUCCAACUUGGAAUGAAGGGCAUUUUGUUACAUUCUGAAGGGCAAAAGGAAGGUCAGAAUGGUGCUUUUUUUUACCACAAAAAUGUGGGGGAAACAACUUUCUGUGUUUCAGUAGACAGCUUCAAGGAUAGUUCAAUCAAAUGUGCUGAAGAUGAGUUUACUGUUGAUCAUAUCAGUGAAAAAGUCAGUGAACUAGUCUCUCCUUUUGGAACUGACUCCGAAGAACUCCAUCUGAAUGCAACUGAGAGAAGACAGAUGGAAAAAGUUGAUUCAGCAUCUCAUUUAUACCAUAGAUCUUCUACGGAUUGUUUGGAUAGGGAUGUCAACUUUUACAAGAAAAGCAAAAACUGUGUCAACAAUGUUAUCUUAGAUGAUGGACAGACAGAUUUAUUGGCCUCUAAGAACGUUCCUCUUACACCUGCUUGCCAAAACUUCAUGGCUGACGCUGCUGUAGACUCCUCUGAAGUGGUAAAUUUUGUCCACCCAAUUGCUGAAUUUGAGAAGGAAAGCUCUGCUAGAAAUAUUAAAGGUGGUCCCUCAUUGUCACCGCCCAUGAUUAACUUGGCAGUGGAUGAGCGACUGAAGAUUUUAUCUUCAGAUGAGCAGGAUGUAGCCACAUUAGAUGGAAGCUUAACCGAGGAUGAUCGUACAUUUCUCUCAGCUUUGCAUGACAUUGAUGAAGAACCCUUUUCGUCCGAGAUUCAUCAAUCUGUUAGACAUCAAAGCUUGGUUGCACCGCACACUGGAGUUGGAGAUGAUUUGCCAGGAUUGAAUACCAAGUCUUUUGAAGUUGAAAAUACUAUUCAUGAUCGCUCAUUAUGGACUCCAAUGGAAAUAGAAAUUGCAACAGGAAAUGGAGAUUGUACUCUUAUGGAACACCCUCUAAAGCUUAGAAGCACGUAUACAGAAACUGAGGACUUUUCCGGGACCAGAGACUUGAACUGGGAACCCCUGGUGACUAGUUACAAUAGGUGUUUUCUGGGCACUGUUGACUACAUAUGGCGUUCAGAAGGUCUCCAGACGGUCAAGGUGCUUGCCCCUAUAAAGAAAGAUGUCAUGAUGGAGCUGACUCCUGGAUUUCCUACAAAGAAAUGGGGCAGUGAUCACAUUGCCCUAGCUGCAGAAUUGGCGUUUACAAGGAGGCAUGAAGAAUGAUGGUGUGAAUAUUAAGAGACAAUUAUAAUAAGUAAAUAAAUAAUUCUCGUUGCAAUUGGAGGGUUCUUUAUUUGAGGAACUGAAGUGGUUCCAAUGAUAGCAACCUGCAGGUUCAAGUGUUGAUUCAAGAGGACAUAGAGCCUAAGAAGGUCGUUUCUCACUAAUGCUAAGUUUCAGAGUUACUUGAACGCUCUGAUGUGAUGUCUUGAUUUCAUUAAUUAUUUGGUCUGGAUGAGCUAUGUCACUUGCUGUGUUGCAGUUAAGUUGGAGCAGAUAUUCGUUUUUUUUUUAUAUUACAAUAUAAAUUUUAAUAGGAAUGGCCUCCCUUGGUUCUGCAAGUGCCACGGUAAAGAGGGGAAGAAAAUCUGACCUAAUCUUUGUUGUAGGAAAGAUACCGUUACUACACAGGAACUUAUGAACGAGUCUUCUGAAAGAUAAA